This is a messenger RNA of Ogataea haglerorum, 1248 nucleotides long. RefSeq lists its product as uncharacterized. Gene Ontology annotation, molecular function: histone H3K56 acetyltransferase activity. The transcript has a single exon. NCBI's taxonomy places the organism in Eukaryota, Fungi, Ascomycota, Pichiomycetes, Pichiales, Pichiaceae. Gene Ontology annotation, biological process: DNA damage response. The record is from RefSeq and is a predicted model, not a curated record. The coding region runs from base 1 to 1248 and encodes 415 amino acids. Gene Ontology annotation, cellular component: nucleus.
AUGACCUCGUUGGCAGAGUCUCUUGAAGGUGUGCUGCCCAAAGGCGAGCAUUUCAUUCUUGCGAACUUGCAAAGUAUCCCAAAGCUCAGUAAGCCCGUUGUGCAUCAGCCUGAACGUCCACAUACAGUAAAGACCGUUCAUUUUGUCGUUCUUUUCUACAACCAAACUCCAGUCCUUGCAACAGAGGUGUACGUAUACUUGACAAUUGCGGAGACUUUGAAGCGCACGAUAUAUGUCUCAAAGGUGGACACGACAGGACUGACCAAGGUGAAAGUGGGGACGGUGGUACAAAAAAUUUUGGAGUGGCUAUUUGAAUAUCCAAUCACCCAAUACCUCAGGGAUCUGAGAGUGAAGCACACGUAUAAAACUAUCCUCAAACCUCACCCUCCUUUUACGUCACCGAUUCAGAGAGCCUUGCACAUUUUAAUUGAACGAGCCAAAGGAGACAAAGACUACGGACUGCCUCAAAUUGUUGAGUCAAAAACCUACCAAGUGCCUUCUCGCUUCUUUGCGCUCACCAAUUCCGACUAUCAAACAGAUUUGGUGCUAUUCACGCGGGCGGAGAAUCAAUAUUUGUUCCCCAACUCAAAUAAAAAUAAAGGCAAGCAUAUACUGGAUGAUGGAGCGCUGCUCAAGUGGUGGCUGAAAUCGAUCAAUUCGAGCGUCCAGAAGUCUUUUAAGAGUGUCCAGAAAUACGUUGAUAUCUUGAAUUCGGAGCCUCGUCAAAUCAGCAGGUACUUUCCAGAGGACGACUGGAAAAUUGGUAGCAUAUACAAUAGACCGGGAAAAACUCACGAGUUGGCCGUCUAUAACAUUCCACUUCUUCCCGAUGAUCCAAAGGGAAGGUUUUUGGAGCACCUGGUGGUCGAAAACCGCGCAAAAAAGGUGUCUCUAGGUCAGUUUUGGACCGAGCUCGCUAUUAGACAGGAAUUCAGACUUGGUCGUAUCGUUGGGCUAAUUGGAGUCACAGGGAAAUGCUACGAGUCUUCUCCGGGGCCUUUUAGUAUGCUGAAAGGGAAAGACUUUGCAAAUGUUAGGAAAGUGUUCACCGAAACUGACUACAGUGAUCCUUCCGAGGUGGAAGCCAUAUACGAUAGGUUGCUAGAGUACGGUGUUGAGCUGCAAGAAAUUACAGGAAAACAAAACAAUGCAAUUUCCUUGUCUAUGCCGGAGUCUCACAAACGGCCUGUAACAGACCUGGGAAUGCUGGUGAAGAGGAAGAAAUCUACAACAAAACAAUUGUCAUGA